AUGCUGCCGGUGUACCCGGAGGUGAAGCCCAAUCCGCUGCAGGGCGCGAACCUCUGCUCGCGCGUGUUUUUCUGGUGGCUUAACCCCUUAUUUAAGAUUGGUCAUAAACGGAGAUUAGAAGAAGAUGAUAUGUAUUCGGUGCUUCCUGAAGAUCGCUCACAGUAUGUUGGAGAAGAGUUGCAAGGGUACUGGGAUAAAGAAGUUCAAAGAGCCAAGAAAAAUGCACAGAAGCCUUCUUUAACAAAAGCCAUCAUAAAGUGUUACUGGAAAUCUUAUUUAGUUUUGGGAAUAUUUACAUUAAUUGAGGAAGGCUCUAAGGUAAUUCAGCCUAUAUUUUUGGGAAAAAUCAUUGAUUACUUUGAAAAUUAUGAUCCCACCGAUUUGGCAGCUUUGCACACAGCCUACAUCUAUGCCACAGUGCUGACUGUCUGCACCCUCAUUUUGGCCAUUCUCCAUCAUUUAUAUUUCUACCACGUCCAGUGUGCUGGGAUGAGGCUACGAGUAGCCAUGUGCCAUAUGAUAUAUCACAAGGCACUUCAUCUCAGUAACACCGCCAUGGGGAAGACCACCACGGGCCAGAUUGUCAAUCUGUUGUCCAAUGAUGUGAACAAGUUUGAUCAGGUAACGAUAUUUUUACACUUUCUAUGGGCAGGACCUCUGCAGGCCAUCGCCGUGACUGCCCUUCUCUGGAUGGAGAUUGGAAUCUCAUGUCUUGCUGGAAUGGCAGUCCUAAUUAUUCUUCUGCCUUUGCAAAGCUGCAUCGGGAAGUUGUUCUCGUCACUGCGGAGCAAGACUGCAACUUUCACGGAUGUCAGGAUCCGGACUAUGAAUGAAGUGAUAACUGGUAUAAGAAUAAUAAAGAUGUAUGCUUGGGAAAAGUCAUUUGCAGACCUGAUUACCAGUUUGAGACGGAAGGAAAUUUCCAAGAUUCUGAGAAGUUCCUACCUUAGAGGAAUGAAUUUGGCGUCGUUUUUUGUGGCGAGUAAAAUAAUCGUUUUUGUGACUUUCACCACCUACGUGCUCCUUGGCAACGUGAUCACAGCGAGCCGAGUGUUUGUGGCCGUGACGCUGUAUGGGGCUGUACGGCUGACAGUCACCCUCUUCUUCCCCGCCGCCAUUGAGAGAGUGUCGGAGGCAGUAGUCAGCAUCCGGAGGAUCAAGAACUUUCUGUUACUUGAUGAGAUUUCACAGCGCAACACUCAGCUGCCGUCUGAUGGUAAAAUGUUAGUGCAUGUCCAAGACUUCACUGCUUUUUGGGAUAAGGCAUCAGAAACCCCGACUCUCCAAGGUCUAUCCUUCACUGUCAGACCCCGUGAAUUGCUAGCUGUGGUUGGACCCGUGGGAGCAGGAAAAUCAUCGCUGUUAAGUGCUGUGCUGGGGGAACUGCCCCCCACUCAGGGGCUGGUCAAUGUGCAUGGAAGAAUUGCCUAUGUUUCCCAGCAGCCCUGGGUAUUUUCUGGAACUGUGAGGAGUAAUAUUCUAUUCGGGAAGAAAUACGAAAAGGAACGAUACGAAAAAGUUAUAAAGGCUUGUGCCUUGAAAAAGGACCUGCAGCUUUUGGAGGACGGCGAUCUAACUGUUAUAGGAGAUCGGGGAGCCACACUGAGUGGAGGGCAGAAAGCCCGGGUCAACCUCGCAAGAGCAGUGUACCAGGACGCAGACAUCUACCUCCUGGAUGAUCCUCUCAGUGCCGUCGAUGCAGAAGUGGGCAGGCACUUGUUCGAACUGUGUAUUUGUCAGACCUUACACGAGAAGAUCACAAUCUUAGUGACUCAUCAGUUGCAAUACCUAAAAGCUGCAAGUCAGAUUCUGAUAUUGAAAGAUGGUGAAAUGGUACAAAAGGGGACUUACACGGAGUUUCAGAAGUCUGGGGUAGAUUUUGGUUCCCUUUUAAAGAAGGAGAGUGAAGAAACUGAGCAUUCUCCAGUUCCCGGAACUCCCACACUGAGGAAUCGAACCUUCUCGGAGUCUUCGAUUUGGUCUCAACAGUCUUCAAGACCAUCACUGAAAGAGGGUGCUCAAGAAGGUCAAACUACUGAGAACACACAGGCGACACCGCAAUUGGAGGAGAGCCGCUCUGAAGGAAAAGUUGGGUUCAAGGCCUAUAAGAAUUACUUUGCAGCUGGUGCCCACUGGUCCAUCAUCAUUUUACUUAUUCUGCUAAAUGCUGCCUCUCUGGUUUCCUAUGUUCUUCAGGAUUGGUGGCUUUCCUAUUGGGCAAACGAACAGAGUGCACUGAAUGCCACUGUAAAUGGAAAAGGAAAUGUAACGGAGACGCUAGAUCUUAACUGGUACUUAGGAAUUUAUUCAGGUUUAACUGUAGCCACGGUGCUUUUUGGCAUAGCAAGAUCUCUGUUGGUGUUCUACAUCCUGGUAAAUUCUUCUCAAAAUCUGCACAACAACAUGUUCGAGUCCAUUUUGAAAGCUCCAGUAUUGUUCUUUGAUAGAAAUCCAAUAGGAAGAAUUUUGAAUCGUUUCUCCAAAGACAUUGGACAUAUGGAUGACUUGCUGCCUCUGACAUUUCUAGAUUUCAUCCAGACAUUUCUCCAAGUGGUUGGUGUGGUGGCUGUGGCAGUAGCCGUGAUCCCUUGGGUUGCAGUACCCUUGGUUCCGCUUGGCAUCAUUUUCUUUGUUCUUCGGCGGUAUUUCUUAGAAACAUCAAGAGAUGUCAAACGCCUGGAGUCUACAACACGAAGUCCCGUGUUCUCCCACUUGUCAUCGUCUCUUCAGGGACUCUGGACCAUUCGGGCGUACAGAGCUGAGGAGAGGUUUCAGGAGCUCUUUGAUGCGCACCAAGAUCUACAUUCAGAGGCUUGGUUCUUGUUUCUGACGACGUCCCGAUGGUUCGCCGUACGUCUGGACGCCAUCUGUGCUAUCUUUGUCAUUGUCGUUGCCUUUGGGUCCCUGAUUCUGGCAAAAACUUUGGAUGCCGGGCAGGUUGGCCUCGCCCUGUCCUACGCCCUUACGCUCAUGGGAAUGUUCCAGUGGUGUGUUAGACAAAGCGCCGAAGUUGAGAAUAUGAUGAUUUCCGUAGAAAGGGUGAUUGAGUAUACAAACCUUGAAAAAGAAGCCCCCUGGGAAUGCCAGAAACGCCCUCCACCAGCAUGGCCACACGAAGGCACGAUCGUCUUUGAUAAUGUUAACUUCACGUACAGUUUAGAUGGACCGCUUGUAUUGAAGCACCUGACGGCACUUAUAAAGUCAAGAGAAAAGGUUGGAAUUGUGGGAAGAACAGGAGCUGGAAAAAGUUCCCUCAUUUCGGCCCUUUUUAGAUUGUCAGAACCCGAAGGAAAAAUUUGGAUUGAUAAGAUCUUGACAACCGAGAUAGGACUUCAUGAUUUAAGGAAGAAAAUGUCAAUCAUACCUCAGGAACCUGUUUUAUUCACUGGAACAAUGAGAAAAAACCUGGAUCCCUUUAAUGAACACACAGAUGAAGAACUGUGGAAUGCCUUACAAGAGGUACAACUUAAAGAAGCCAUUGAAGAUCUACCUGGUAAAAUGGACACUGAAUUAGCAGAAUCAGGAUCAAAUUUUAGCGUUGGACAGAGACAGCUGGUGUGCCUUGCUAGGGCCAUUCUCAGGAAAAACCGGAUAUUGAUUAUUGAUGAAGCAACAGCAAAUGUGGAUCCAAGAACUGAUGAGUUGAUACAAAAAAAAAUCCGAGAGAAAUUUGCCCAGUGUACGGUGCUCACCAUUGCCCACAGACUGAACACCAUAAUUGACAGCGACAAGAUUAUGGUUUUGGAUUCAGGAAGACUGAAAGAAUACGAUGAGCCGUAUGUUUUGCUGCAAAAUAAGGAGAGCCUAUUUUACAAGAUGGUGCAACAACUGGGCAGGGCAGAGGCUGCUACGCUCACUGAAGCAGCAAAACAGGUGUACUUCAAGAGGAACUAUUCAGAUAUCACCCACAAUGGUCACGUGAUGAUGAACACUUCCAAUGGACAGCCGUCGGCCUUAACCAUUUUUGAGACAGCACUGUGA
Messenger RNA from Chrysochloris asiatica (Cape golden mole), 3981 nucleotides. It is a transcript of the gene ABCC4, whose product is annotated as ATP-binding cassette, sub-family C (CFTR/MRP), member 4. Gene Ontology annotation, cellular component: plasma membrane. Lineage: Eukaryota; Metazoa; Chordata; Mammalia; Afrosoricida; Chrysochloridae. The coding region runs from base 1 to 3981 and encodes 1326 amino acids. The record is from RefSeq and is a predicted model, not a curated record. Gene Ontology annotation, biological process: transmembrane transport. Gene Ontology annotation, molecular function: ABC-type transporter activity; ATP binding; ATP hydrolysis activity. The transcript is spliced from 31 exons.